AUGAUUAUUCAGUCGUUAUUCAACGUCUUAAGGUGUUGCAUAUUAAAAGAUCUUUAAAGUUUCUUGCGAAAAGUUAAAAGUGUUGGUGAUUGUGAACAAUUGACGAGUGAUAACGAAACGUUUGAAAAAACCAAAUCAACGCAAUGUCUUCUGAUGCGAAGUCGAUUAUACCGAAAUUUACGGAAUUGAAUGAGUUGGCAGGCCUUUCGAAUGGUGGUCAAGUGAUAUUCUCAACUGAUGAUUGGUUUGCAACAGCCGAAAAUAUGCUAAAGGACACGGAACCAGUGUUCAUUGCUGAUAAAUUCACAGACUGUGGAAAGUGGAUGGACGGCUGGGAAACACGUCGUAAACGUAUUCCCGGACAUGAUUGGUGUAUCGUUAAAUUGGGUGCUCCGUGCAACAUUAAGGGCAUAUUAGUCGACACCGCCUUCUUUACGGGAAAUUAUGCUCCCCGCAUUUCGAUUCAAGGGGCUUGUCUCAGCGAAUAUGAAGAGAGUCAACUACCAAUCCGACAAAGUAAAAUGGGAUCGGCAUGUUCAAUUGAAGAGGUACAACAGAUUUCCCAGUUGAGAACCGAGUGUUGGACUGAGUUAGUAGAAAUGACGAGCUUGAAACCUGGCUAUGAAGACACAAGAAAAACGUACAUCUCCGUUGACACCAACGAGGUUUGCUCGUACAUUCGAAUCAAUAUUUAUCCAGAUGGUGGCGUUGCCCGACUAAGAGUUUUCGGCACAGUCGUACCAGAUCUGACUCAAUUCGAUCAGAACGACAUCAUCGAUUUGGUGGCAAUGGAAAAUGGUGGUACAUGCAUCGGAUACUCGAACGCUCAUUUCGGUCAUCCAAGAAAUUUGAUCAAACAACAUCGCGGUGUGAACAUGGGAGAUGGAUGGGAAACGAUGCGAAGAUUGGAUCGUCCCGCUAUUUUGGAGGCAGACCCGAAUGGAAUUCUUAAGGUGCCCGGCUGUGAGUGGGCAAUUAUUAAAAUGUGCUGUCUUGGCUACGUGAAGGAAGUCGUUGUCGAUACGUUACACUUUAAGGGAAAUUUCCCAGACAGUGUCAAAGUUGAGGGUACGAUUUUAAGUACCGGAGAGACAUUGUCCUCGGCUAAAUGGCUCACAAUUGUGGGCAGUCAGAAGCUUUCCGCUAAUAAAGAGCAUUUUUAUAAGAACGAAAUUCAUCACAGCGGGCCAUUUAGUCAUGUUAGAGUUACAAUGUCGCCGGAUGGUGGCAUAUCAAGAGUUAGAUUGUUUGGUAACAAAGCCGAAUAGACUUCUUAAACCUGACGCCAUUUAUUUGGUGGAGCCAACGCACUGACAGU
Messenger RNA from Bradysia coprophila, 1318 nucleotides. Its product is annotated as allantoicase-like. Gene Ontology annotation, biological process: allantoin catabolic process. The record is from RefSeq and is a predicted model, not a curated record. Lineage: Eukaryota; Metazoa; Arthropoda; Insecta; Diptera; Sciaridae. Gene Ontology annotation, molecular function: allantoicase activity.